AGAACAUCAUGGUCUUAGCCAGACCGGGGAGGGCUUUUCGGCACAAAAGCAAGUCGGUUUGAGGACGGACUAUGAGAAUGGGGACAGUGAAGAAGUGGUUGAUAUCUCCGAAAUAGGGAACAUAUCUGAGAAUGGUACAAAUAAUCGCAAUGCCAACAACAAUGUUACUGUUGAGACGCAGGUGGAAGACGAGCGACGAGUAAGGAAGGACAAGCGAGGCCGAGAUGAUGUCCAGACAAACAAUGUGAAAGUUCCCGAAGGACUUUCUGACAGCAGCCGUGCCAGGAUGAAGCAUGUAGUACGGUCAUCUAAUAAGCGCUCGAUUCACACUGUUGGCCCUGAAACGCCCACCAAGAAACCAAGAGGUACUGGUUCUACGUCGACAACUCAACUGCAGUCGGCUGCGAGCGCCACAACAGGAUCACCAACCGACCAAUCCUACUGGGAAGAGUGGGACAUGAAAAGAGAGCCGCAUACGUCUCACGCAGCUCAUACGACAGGAACAAUCAAAGCGAUUCGCCUGUGGGACCGAUUUUGUCGACGACCAGGGCUGUCAUUCGCGAAUAGUGCAUAUCCACAGGGUGUCAGUCCACACCGUGUAAACAUCCUUGUGACAAUGGUUUUGGCCGUCGGCAACAGUCAUGGAUUCGGCGCUCUGAAACGAGCUAUGGUCGCUGUACAACAAGGCGGAGCCCCGUCGACGGCUGAUGUCUUUAGCAAUGAGCCUCAAAGGCUAGUCAGGACCCUAACGGCCAUCGAUACAGCCGGUGAAAUGUACGGCUACAUGCGAAGAUUCGCACUGGCUAGGUUGGCGAAAUUGUAUCGCAGCACAACAGCAAAUGCGGGUCGGCUCGUGACCAACGAUGAAGACGCAUGGAUUUCAAGACGAAGGCCCCCUACAAAGGUCGACAAGGCUAAGGCGUAUUGCUCAAUGAUCGAACACAUCUGGGACACGGCUUUCCCUGAUCACUACAAAGGCCAGGCCAUGACCAAGAGUGGUCUGAUAGACUCGAAUGCUCCGGAUGCGGCUCGGUGGAAUCAAUGUAAACGAAAACUGUCCAAACAGAUCGAAGCCGGCCAGCGCUGGCUUUCAUGGGCGGAACGUUUUGGUUGGUCUUCUCUUGGCUUGGUGACCCGCGAUUGGUCGAUUGGAGAUGUUAAAGUAGUGGUCAGUGACAGAAUUUUCGAAGAGACGUUGACAGCACCCGAGCACGUCGCGCUUCUGAACGCGGUCGAUACGGAAAAAGGUCGAUUUUUGCGACAGCUGGACCGCGCAUUGGGUGGGAGUCUGUUUGAAUUACUACAAGACCCGAGUCGAGCAGAGACCCUCCCUUUACUGAAGUUGGACGACGAAGAGAUUAUGACACGGCCGGACUGCGAUCCUCGGUGGGUUGUCGAGCUAACUUCUCAGGAAAGUACACCGGAGUAAGAUAUGUUCCAAUUUUACGAUAAUAAAAGUAUGCUGCAUGAAAUCACCCGAAGGGGAUCUAACCUUUCUCUCUU
Molecule: messenger RNA, 1503 nt
Organism: Exophiala oligosperma
Lineage: Eukaryota; Fungi; Ascomycota; Eurotiomycetes; Chaetothyriales; Herpotrichiellaceae
Exons: 2
Source: RefSeq, a predicted model, not a curated record